AUGGAAGUCUCUAACCAAUUCAAGCAAGUGUUUGAGGUCAUGGAUUCAAAUGGGGAUGGGAAAAUUUCCCCUCUUGAGCUCAGUGAAGUGCUCUCAUGCCUUGGAUACAAGAAGUCCAUUGCCACAAAGGAAGCUGAAGGAAUUGUGAGAGAAAUGGAUUGCAAUGGAGAUGGUUUUAUAGACUUGGAAGAGUUCAUGAAUGCUGUGAAUAUUGAUAGGUCAAGGAAAAAUAAUAAGAAUAAGAAUAAGAGUAGUGGGUGUGGAAAUGAGGAAGAAGACUCUGAGCUCAUGGAUGCUUUUCUUAUUUUUGACACUGAUAAGAGUGGGAAAAUUUCAGCCAAGGAGUUGCAGAGGGUUUUGGUCAGCCUUGGAUGCCAAAGAUGCAGUCUUAGAGAGUGCAGACAGAUGAUCAAAGGGGUUGAUAAGAAUGGAGAUGGAGCAGUGGAUUUUGAAGAAUUUAGGUUGAUGAUGACAAGAAAUUAUGUGAGUUGA
Prunus armeniaca (apricot) is the source of this 492-nucleotide messenger RNA. The record is from the annotation of a GenBank genome assembly. NCBI's taxonomy places the organism in Eukaryota, Viridiplantae, Streptophyta, Magnoliopsida, Rosales, Rosaceae.